Messenger RNA from Varanus komodoensis (Komodo dragon), 11192 nucleotides. It is a transcript of the gene SZT2, whose product is annotated as SZT2 subunit of KICSTOR complex. The coding region runs from base 40 to 10716 and encodes 3558 amino acids. The record is from RefSeq and is a predicted model, not a curated record. The transcript is spliced from 72 exons. Gene Ontology annotation, cellular component: peroxisome. NCBI's taxonomy places the organism in Eukaryota, Metazoa, Chordata, Lepidosauria, Squamata, Varanidae.
UCAGGUGGUUGAACUUUCCCGAGUGGGAAGGCGCCCGCUAUGGCGGCCUCUGAGAGACCCGAUUCGGAGAUGGAGGAGGCUGGGCAGGUCUUCCUCUUGAUGAAGGAAGACUAUCGGAUUUCACGCAAUGUGCGCCUAGCUUGGUUUCUGGGUCAUUUAAAUCAGGUUAUCUGUGCAGUGCCUGAACCAGAACUGGUUAAAUCAGACAAUGAGUUGGAUGUUCUCAGCAUAUUGCCGAAUGGCUGGCAACCUGAUGAGCCUGUACAACGCAGGCCAUACCUCCUAGUGCCUUCCACACAAGUCACUUUCCUUGCACGCCAGUACCGUUUUGUGAUUGAGCUGGACUUGAGUCCUUCUACAGGAAUUGUGGAUGACUCUACAGGCGAGAUAAUUUUUGAUGAAGUCUUCUACGCCCUUUCCCGGUGUUUGGGGGGAUUGUUGAAACCCUUCCAAAUCCCAGGCUCAGAUAUCAUCUACCAACCCAAGAUCUUUAUCACUAUCCAAGCAUAUUCUUCCAUCAUUGGCUUGCAGACACACCAGGUGCUGUUCCAGGGUUGCCUGCUGGAUGAGACCAAAACAGAGGCCUUCCUGCAGCAAGUUUAUAUACAGCUGUGCACCUUUGAAAACAAAGUGGCUGAGAUGCUCCAGCAGCAGUAUGAGCCAAAAACUCAGGUGGACUUGACAUCCCUGAACCAGGAGCGCCUGUGUGAUGCCCAGGAGCCCUUGGGAAGGAAGUUGGGUGUUUCCAUGGUCACAGCUGAUGUCGGGCUUGUCAGCAUGAUUCGCCAGGGAAUUCUGGCACUACAAUUGCUGCCUUCCAACUCCAGUGCAGGAAUUAUUGUGAUCACGGAUGGCGUCACCAGCGUCCCAGACGUAGCUGUUUGUGAGACUCUGCUCAACCAACUGCGCAGUGGGACCGUGGCCUGUUCUUUUGUUCAGGUGGGGGGAGUCUACUCCUAUGAUUGCAGUUUUGGUCAUGUCCCCAAUGUGGAACUCAUGAAGUUCAUUGCCAUGGCAACAUUUGGUACAUACCUUUCCACAUGUCCUGAGGUGGAGCAUUCUAGUUUGGACCUGAACGCCUAUCACAGAGCUUUUCUUCUGUACUCCUUUCUGCGCAGUGGGGAGUCCCUGAACCCUGAAUAUUACUGUGUGUCCCAGCACAGACUGUUCAACGAGCACCUUGUUUCUGCAAGCAGCAACCCUGCUUUGGCUAUGCGGCGGAAAAAGCAUACAGAGAAGGAGGUGCAUGCUGACCUUAUCAGUAUAGUCUCUGUACGGCUGCGAGAAGGUUAUAGCAUACGUGAGGUUAAUGUCACAAAAGGUAGCACACAGCUAGAAGUGAAGCUAGUCUUGCUAUGGAAGCACAAUAUGAGAAUUGAGUACCUGGCAGUGGCCCCAUGGCCCCUGGACCCUUUGAAACGUAGCACAUGGGUGGAAGUGACUAUGGAGGGCAGCUACGAUAUCUUGCAUGACAUCAGCUGCACAAUGCGGAAGCCUAUCACCAGCCUGUACCGCACAACUGUGAUACGCCGUUUUUGGAAUACCCUGCAAAGCAUCAACCAAACCGACCAGAUGCUGGUUCAUCUGCAGUCCUUUGACAGUGUUCCAGAGCACUUCACCAUACCUGAAAGCACCAGAAAUGGGGUGCCUCUCUUCUACAUUCCCCCAGGUUCCACUACACCGGUACUGUCACUGCAGCAUAGCAGCUCAGACUCCUGUCACUCUCAGUUUGCAGCUUACUGGAAGCCCAUCCUAUCUAUGGAUGCCAAUUUUUGGCAAAGAUGGCUGCACAUGCACCGCAUUGUGAUCCUCUUGGAACAUGACAUGCCAGUACCAAAGCAUUUGCAUACUCCAGGUAAUAAUGGCCGCUACAGCACUAUCCAGUGCCGCAUCUCGCACUCAGCUCUGACUUCUUUGCUGCGUGAUUGGAGCAGCUUUGUGCUGGUGGAAGGCUACUCCUAUGUCAAACUCAUGCGCAGCUCUGAGGAUCAGACUCCUUUUUCAUUCUAUGUGGUACGGAUCAUCUCCAAAGCCCCUUGCAUGGUUCUUCGGCUGGGAUUUCCCAUUGGGACACUUGCAAGGAUCAGGAACAAAAUAGUAGAAGAAUUAAGAGACCGUAUCCUGCAGCUGCGCUUCCCACACAGAGUGCAGAGCAAAGAGGCAACUCCAAAAGUGAAGAGGAAAGUCCUUGGCAGCAGCUCCCCAUCAAAGUCACCUCCUGUGCCUGGGACUCAGCCAACCCUUUCAGAUAGACCUUGCCUUAUUGUGUUGCACAAGCCUCUGGAUAAGCUUCUCAUCAGAUAUGAGAAACUGCCCUCUGAUUACCGUGUUCCUUGCCUCCUCCUCCCCCUGGAGAAUCCCUCCAUGUCAGGCCCUCUCACCAUGGUGGCCAACCGCACAGCUUCUUCCACUCUGGCCUCCUUGUCUCGCUACUUCUAUCACCAGCGCUGGAUCUGGUGCGUGCAGUCAGGGCUGGUACCUGCAGUGCCCAUCACAGCUGUGGCCCAGCUGCUGUCCACUCUCACAGAAGUUCGUCUUUCUGAAGGCUUCCAUUUUGCAUCCAGUGGUGAUGGGAUUAUCAGCAUGGUAUUAGAAUUACCCAUGAAGACUGAUUCCUCAAGGGAGAGUGGAAGUGAGAAGCAUACCUGCAUUGUGCAAUAUGUAUUGUUCCCUCCACAUUCCACUUCUACUAAAGACAGUUUUUCCACAGAUGAUGACAAUGAUACUGAGGUGGAGGCCAUUGAAGUUGACAUGGAGCUAAACCUUGUGACAGAGUGCUGGGUGGAGCCGCAGAGCGGUUGUGUGGACAGUGCACUGGACAGCUCACGGCACUUACAUGGCCUUUUGUAUCAGAAAAUCCCCAAAGCGCUCUACCCACGAGAUCUGACAUGCAUCCACACCAUGCUUGCCUUUGAGUAUAUCAGCCAGCUGUGCCAGAACAAGGACUGGGUAUUCCCUGCAUGUGACCAAAGGCCUGCGGCCGCCGAAGGUCGUGAUGCUGGAAGCGGCUCACGUGUGAAUGAGAUUCCUUUCCAGUUUGACCUCAUGAAGCUACUGCCCAAGUGUCAGCAGAUUGAAAUGUUCUUUCUGAUGCUUACAGGAGCAGAAGAAGAUGGGACCUCGAAGGAUUCUUCUUUCUUGCCCAACGAGAUGCUUCUUGGCCUGUUUCAUGGCUGUCUCCAGCACGACCUCAGUGACAGGGAGAUCACGCUGUCAGGCACAGAUCACGUAACUUUCAUGGAGCAAGUGCUGCAGCGAGAAAGAGAUGGCCACCCACCCCCAUUUACACUACCAUUAGUCCAAGAACCUCCAAAGGCCUCCUUUCCCCCUGAACGUUUGGAUCAAACAAACAUUUUCCACUCUGCUGGCAACAAAGACACAGCUAUUUCUGCAAAUGCACACCAGGCUCCAGACAAUACAGAGGGGUCAAGAGAUGAUGCCUCAGCAGCAUCUGAUGCCUUCUCCCCCCAGUGGAGAUGCUAUGCCAAACUGGUAAAUCCGCAGCAUCUUUUCCUCACCUUCUUACCAGCUACAUUCCCAGACAUACAGAGAUUGAUGACUUAUGGGCCAGAUAAACCUUCACAAGAUGCAGAGCUGACACCUUCCCAGCAAGCCCAGGAGCUGGAGAGACUGGGGUUGCUUCCAACCGUCAGUGUGACACCAGCCAAUGAAACUGGCCAGGACUCUGGAGAUCGAGAAGUUGCACCAAGAAGAGAGAGGUGUAUCUCCUUCAGUAACCAGCCAUCUCAGCCUGAUAUGGGGGAGACCUGCCGAGCCCGCUGCCCUGUCUUUGUCUACAGCUGCUCCUUGGAACUCCUGCGGGAGCAGAUGAUCAGUGCUAGGUCAGAUAAGCCUCUGCGGGAUAUUUUUUUCAGAAGCCAGUCUGUGGAGCGCCCUACCAGUGCUCCCUGGCUAGAUUCCAAGCACAAGGAAUUGGUGAGCUACUGCACUUUGCUGCAAGAACAUUCCCACCAAUGCUAUGUAAAAGGGCUGUUCCGGAGCCUACAACAGGGUUACAACAUUAGCUGCCCUGACCUGCUCAUAGCCAUGGAUUAUUGUGAGGAGCUUUUGCAGGAAAUAGACAUCACCAGCUUCCUACUUACAUUGUGCAAUCACGUGCGCUCCUUCUGCGAGCGCCACCAGCACCUGCCCACCAGCAUUGGGGGAGAAGUGACGCAAGCCUCCCAAAGGCAGGGAGUGCUUGUCUCCGUUUCCAGUGCUGAUGCAGAGGAUUUUAGUGAACCAGAUGCCCCUGUCUCUGCUUGUACUUCCCAAGAGCCUAGCCAGAGCUGUCUGGAGUUCCCCCUCUCCCUGCUAGACAGCAGCCAGCCCUGUCAAGCAUAUCCUGAUUUGCACAGGAUUAUCCAGGAGAAGUUCUUGGAGAUUGGGAGCUUGCAUUUUAAGCCAGUACCAUCAAACCCUCAUUACUACUUCUACUGCCCACCUUCUGCCAAAAAAGAGGAGGAGUCCUCACAGGACCAUGCAGAUAGGAAAUGCAGUGAAGAUGUAGAGAGCUCUGAAACUGAUCUGGCAGCUGAUGAAGGGAAUGCGUCAGCCUGUGGCAUCUGCACUGAGAGUGACCCAGAGCUGGAGGUGGAAUAUCGGGAGCGGCUGGACCACGAGUUUCUAGAGGCAGGCUCCCCAUCAGACUCCAACACUGUCAACCAAGAUGAGGACUCUUUCAGUGUGCUGGGAGACUCUCUGGCAGAGCAAGAGCUGAUGGAACAGGACAUGCCACCCCUCUUUGUGCACCUAACCUGCUCUGUGAAGCUGCGCAGCCAGCACAGCUCCAUGCCUGUGCGCUCGCUGCCCACCUGCCUGGGAGAGGUGCUGGGCUGCCUUGAGAGCUGUAAGGCACUGCAUGCCAUUGACCUCUCUGACCUCUGUGUGACUCUUGACAUUUUUGUCCUGACCCUUCCCCUGGAGAUUGAAAUGGUGAACGAUUUGCAUCAUAACCGGUAUACCUCGGAGAGUAGUGUCUCCUUCACCCGUUCACCAGGGCGGCCCUCCUCCUUCCGCUCAGAUGAGGAGCUUAUGCACACCUUGGAUAGGCUGCCAUCCACUGUGGAUGAUGGGCAUCCGGCACUUUCCAAUCUUCCUGGAGUGCACAGACAAGCUGUUGAAGCCACGAUGACAGAAAUCCGCUGGCUCCUGGAUGACGAGAUUGUGUCAGCAUUGAGCCACUCACGCCCAGUCACUGCUGACACUUUGAGCCGGGUGGCAACUCAUGUUUAUAGUUCUCAAGGUCGUCCAAGCUGCCAUUGUGAAGCUGUCCCAUUGCAGUUUGUGUUUGGGCCUGAGAGCUCUUUGGAAAGGUUUCGCGAGGAGUUCCAAAGAAUCACCCUCCCUGGCUACGUGCUCAAUGCUGAGGGGAAUGAUUUCUACUAUGUUUCCAUUAGUCGCCUGCAUGGCCCACUCAGCGGGCCCAGUCCUACAGUCACUCUUGAGGCUGUGACAGGAGGCAGGUGUGAAAGCAGCAGCAAAACAGAAGGCUCCCUGCUGUGUUCAACGCCCCCCGAGGAUGCCCAUGGUCUCUGGACAUGGCCAGCAAGUGAGAACAAGGCUGGGCUAGAGUCAGGAGAAUUUCUGGACUUAAGCGGCCAUGUGCAUGAUGAGGUGCUGGUUGAGGUUCCACCACUGGAUCAGGUGAGUGCUUUGGAGCAUGGUUCCCCAGAUGACGAAGCUACUUCUGCCCAGCCACAAGAUUCAUCUUGCUCUUUAGAGAAGCGGAACAGUGAGAAAUGUCUCUCGGCAGCACCAUCUGUAGCCAGCUUGGCAGACUCUGUGACCCCUGGCAGGGAAGGCUGUGGGAAGCCACGCCCCGGUCGGGUGCAGAGCUUGGUGUCAAGCCAAGGUAGCGUGGAUUCUGAUCUUCUAGGGUAUGAUGGUGGCAGCAGUGAUUCUGAAUGUGAGGAGGCAGUGAUGAGUGACCUGGAAUCCAAGUGUCCCCUCAUGCCUGACUUUUGGCUGAUCAUAAAGAUCCAUCAGGACCGGGUGGAAGUUUAUUCACACACACGCAGCAGCCUGAGUGCAGUGAAAGCGACACAGAAUGAGGAUGGGGAAUGUGUGCAUCUUCAUCACACUGUGGUGAAGAAAGUUAGUGAGAUCUGCCGCAUCGUUAACCAGCGGUUAUUGCUACAAGACCUGCAUGACAGCCACAUUUGCAAUUCUCUGUUGGUUGCUGAAAGUGAGGAAGAUAUUUGGAAAACUGAGACACCUUUCACCUACCGGCAGCGCAUGGGACCGGAUGACUAUCCAGGAGAGGAGAGCUAUCAGCCCCGUGACUAUCUUGCUGCCACGAUGCAGUUCAUCCCUGGACACUUUGCCUGCGAUGCAGUUUGGAGCACCACCAUCCAUGUCCAUUCACGGCUCAAGAUGGGUCCCAACAUGGGUGUUGCACGUGCCAUCCAAGCUUUGCGCUCUGUGCUCAAUGCCUUCUCAGUGGUUAACAGAAAGAAUAUGUUUGUCUACCAGGAGCGUUCAACCAAAUCUGUUUUCUACUUACGACUCUCUGAAACCACCUCUGGUGGGAAAGGCAGGGAAGGUGAAAUCCAGAGCCUUGCAUGUCGUUCGUUGGCACUUUCACGCAGCCAGGAGCCCAUCUACAUCGAGGACCUGAGCGGCUCUCGCUCAUCCCUGGAGACAGCCUCUUGCCGCAGUGUGGAUUCAGCUCGGCCCGUGAGCCAGGUGGACAGGCACAUCCAGCUAGUGGUUCAUGGAGUGGCACAGGCAGGACCUGAGAUCACAGAUGAGCUAGUGAAGGUUCUGCGCAGGCGCCUGGAUGAGGCUACCUUGGAUAUCAUCACAGUUAUGCUCGUAAGGAACUGCAAGCUCACCCCGGCUGAUGUGGAGUUCAUACAGCCUCCCGGCAGCCCACCCACUGAAGUGCUGCAGUUUGCUCUACCCAAAGCCUGCCUGCCCUGGCUCCCAGCUGUGGCCUGCUAUCUCCGCCAGAACUUGUUGAUCUUUCUGCACACACCGAAGUACACGGAUAGCAAUGUGGAGAACCACUUCAAGCACUAUUUCCAUCAGAGCAGUAGCAGCCCUGACCUGGAUCUCUACCUGUACAACAAGCCCGGAGGCCAGGGCACUGGUGGCAAAGGCAUUGCGUGCAUUGCCCUGUCCUUUGUGGAUGACUGUGGAAAUCCUCUCUCAUUGACUCGCUGGGUGAGGCCACCCACUGCCCUGAUGAGCACAUCAUUUCUUCAGGAAGCAGAUUUUGCGAGCUUGACUGCUGUCAGCAAGUACCAGGCUGAACCUGGCACAUCACAGCCAGCCCUCUGCCCUCUGGUACGCCUUGAUAUCUGGGAGAAGGGGAACAUCAGCCUGCUGCAGCUUUCUGAGAGGCUGCACAGUGCUCUGCGCCAUGCCCUCUGUGAUGCCCUCAUGGAAUUCCAUGUGCUGCCCAAUCCAUUGUGUCUUGAGCCAUCAUCCACCGAGCUAGAGGAUCCCGGGAAUAUUGGAACUCUCCGCCGGACCAUGUCUGAAACAAAGGGGCUGACGCGGCCUGCUGCAGGCAGAGUCUGUCCAGCCUCCCUUCAUUUCACGGGAUCUAGUGUGGCUGCUGGUGAGCCAAUCACGCCUACCAGCAAGAUGGGGCGACGCAGCUUUUGGGACAUGCUGAGCAAACCAGAGAUGGUCGAGCAAGGAAGCCCCAAGACCACAGAUGACAUUGUUCUGGAGCGGCCUGAGGAGAGUCGCACCCGCCGCCGCCACAAGACCGAAAGUGUCAAGCAGCCGCCUUCGAGCCAGGAGCGCAUGGCUUCAGCAGUGGAGCAGGGCCAAAGCCAGAGACGUCGAGCCUGCCAACUAGAGGAGGGAGAUAUUGGAAUCCUACACCCUAUUUUCAGUCAGACGUGCCAUUCCUGGAUGGCAUUCAUGAACCGCCUAGGGUGUCCCUCCGUGCAACAAUGUGCCACAGAGAGCGUUUCUCGCUUCCUCCUCUCCUCCAUCAUGCAUGAGUUCGUCAACCUAGUCACUAGUUUGGCAAGUGACACCUCUGUGAAAGUGUUUGAAAAAGUCAGCGGUCCUCAAGGGGUGUCCUUUGUGCCAUAUUCUCUGACGCCAGGCACCAGCGCUCGGCCAGCUGCCAUUCGACACUUCACCCUGCUGGGACGAAGCUUCCACCAGUGGCGCUACAGCACAGGACAAGCCCUCAAAGGAUUCCAGCGGUUCGAAGCCACUGAGCUUGGCCCUGCAGAGAAGAAUUGUGACGUGGCCCCCCGGCAAAGAUUCCUUUUCAUGGAGAUCAUUGACAAAAAGCUGGAGCUUUAUACCUAUAACUGGUCCGUGGACCUGGGCAGUGCGCUGAAUAGCUCCCUCACCCGGUUGCUGCAGUGGCAGAAUGCCCGUGCCCACGUAGUGCACUGCCUGCUCAGCCAGAAGCUCGGCCUCUUCCAUCACAACUGCUACACGGACAUGCCUUGGCACGAGGACAGCAAACAGGAACCAAACCCUUUCCUGAACUCCACACUGGAGGUGGACACCCUGAUCCGGAGCUCCAGCGUUCCUCCAAGCAAAGAGCAGGGGCGGUUCAGCAGCUCUGCACGCACCUUGCAGCCUCUGCACUUUCCUCCUGACAUGGUACCCUUUGAUGAGGCCCUUCGGGAUGUCUCGGUCCACCGACCCAUCCUUCACACCCCAGAAAUGGCUGCCCUCGACCGUGUGGCCCAGCAUGGAACUCAGUUCCUGGAAAUCAAAAGCAUUGAGAGGAAAGAGCUGGAAAAACAGAUGAAGAUUGAGAACCUUUUUGUGACCUGGCAACAGCGGUCUGCACAGUCCAACAUGCCCAUCAGUCUUGCAGAUCUGGAGACCCUCAAGCAGUCAUCACGCUUGGUCCAUUACUGUGCUACUCCGCUACUCUUUGAUCCCACCUUCCGGCAGCAAAUUCAGGCGGAUCAACAGAGCAAGCCCGAAGGAAAGAAGCGGCACCGUUCGAAUGACUCCACAGCCUCCAGUAGGGACCGCAGCCACAGCUGUGACUCUGCAGAAGGGUUGCCAUGCCGAGCCAAGGAUGAAGCCUGGUUGCUGGAGCUGUGCCACACCUUCCUGCAGCAAUACAUCCAGUACCUGCAGAGCAUGGGCUUCAUCCUGGUGCAGGUGCGCCCAGCUUCACCCACCCGCAGCAACACCAACAGGAUCAGAGCUGUGGCAGCAAUGAGCAACGAGGGCCGAGGCUCCUUCUUGUACACCAGGCCGAAGGCUGAUGGGAGCCCAAAGAGCACCAGCCCUCCAGUCACCACAUAUCAUUUGCAAAGAGCUCUGCCUGGAGGCAUCGUGUUAAUGGAGCUUGCUUUCCAGGGCUGCUAUUUCUGUGUGAAGCAAUAUGCGCUGGAGUGCUCCCGAAUCCCCAUGGGCCAGACAGUCAAUUCACAGCUUUCUAUGCUCUUCACAGAAGAGUGUGACAAGGUCCGUGAUCUCAUGCACGUGCACUCAUUCAGCUAUGAUUUCCACCUGCGCAUUGUGCACCAGUACCUGCUUGGAUCUCACAUGGCACUGCGACAAGGCUAUCACCUCACCAGUUUCCUGGAAGACUUUAUUGCCCAGCACCCUGAUAUCCCCAAGUUUGGACGCAAUCACAUCUUUCAAGGUACCCUCGCCUUGCCCACCAACACCAUCACAGCCCAUCAGCUGUACAACUAUAUAACUGACCAUGCUAGUACGUAUCAUAUGAAGCCACUGCGCAUGGCCAGGCCAGGGACUAGUGCUGAGGGCAAAAAGGGGACACCUGGGCCAGAACAAAAUGAGUAUGCUCUAGUCUCCAUAUGGAACAGCUCAGGUUCCUACAAAGAUUCAGAGGGGCUCCGUCACCAUGACGACUUUGAUGUGUCCAUGCUUGUGUGUCACAGUGCUGCACCCUUUGAGGAGCAGAGUGAGGCAGAGCGACAUAUGCUACGGCUGCACUUUUAUGUGAUCAUGACAAGCCAACGGGAGCUGUUUCCACGACUAACUGCUGAUAUGAGGCGUUUCAAAAAGCUGCCACGCCUACAGAGGGAGGCUCUGGAGCCAGUUCUGGGGCGUGCAGCAUUGGAGAUGGCAGAAGGCAACUGGCAGCGGAAGGAAGUCUCAGAACCCUGGGAGGAGAUGGAGGACAGUGGGGAGUUCUAUGCUGGAGGUCCUCAGGUCAAGGUGGGCCCCGGUCUCUUCUAUACAUCCCCACUGUUCCCACUGCUUGCCUCAGAGGUAGCUGCCACCCAAAAGCAGCUCAGCAGCAUCGUGCAGCUCGCCAAGUGUCACUGUCGCCGUGACAACCUCUGGAAGCGCCUCUUCCUCCUCGAGCCCCUUGCCUCUGACAAGCUGAAGCUGGGCAAGCUCUCCCUCAGUGAGCUGGAAGAACUGCUGGAUGCUGUGCACAGGAAAUCCAUUGCUGACAUUGAUCCCCAGUUGAGCUGCUUCCUCACCAUGACAGUCUCCUGGUACCAAAGCCUUAUCAAAGUGCUACUGAGUCGUUUCCCACAGAGCUGCCGCCAUUUCCAGAAUGCAGAUGCUGGUACCCAGUAUCUGGUUGUUCUGAACCAGAAAUUCACAGACUGUUUUGUUCUUGUAUUCCUUGAUUCCCAUUCAGGAAAAACGAGCCUGACAGUGGUUUUUCGCGAGCCCUUCCCAGUGCAGCCCCAGAACAGUGAAAGUCCCUUGCCACAGCUUGUGUCCACAUACCACCAUCUGGAAUCAGUCAUAAACACGGCUUGCUUCAAUCUCUGGACGGGGCUGCUCUAAUAUUAGCUGGCCCCUCCCAUGUGGGGCAUGCUGCAUCGCCCAGCUGUAGCGAGGCUGCUACAGAGACGCCCGUGUGGAUGGCAGGCGCACCGACACACACUGGAUGAUGUGAAGCUACCGCUGGCUGGAUAGCCACCCAGAAUGCUUGGGAGGUUCUGACUCAACCGAACAGAAUCACAGAGGGCGCCAGACUGCUCUGGAGCCAGGAGCCGCAUACGGCCAGCCUGGAUUAAAUGGUGGUAUAUGCUUCCCCAAAGAAACUACCCAUGAGGCACUGAGAUGGACAUGCUCUCUUCCCUUAGGCUCCUUGACGAGGCUGAAAGACUUACUGAAGUUGCCCACUUCAUCAGGCCUUUGUGAGUGAUGCACUGGAUGGGUCUGAAUAAUGGGGAGGGUAUUGCACAAUAAUGGAAAUGUUUUAUAUGAAGUGAAUGUACAGUAAAUUAAAUAAAAAUGAUCCUUUAAUUGUAACAGAA